AUGUUAAGGCUUCGAAUUCCUCGUCGUGGAGAAGCUUUAAUUAAAAUUGAAGAAGUACAAACAAUCAUAUACCUUAUUGUUCUUGUUGGUACAAUGAUAUAUGGAUCAGUUGCGAUGGAUGCGAAAUAUCAAGAAUUAGAAAGAAGAGAAACAGCAAAAUACAGAACAGGUGCACCACCAGAUAAAGUUGAUGGUGUCAUUAUGAUUGAUGCAACAAAGGAUUCUGUAGCCGAUUUGCGCGUUGAUUGGAAACAAUGGAUGCAUGAAGCAAGAAAUGUAACAAACAGAACCGAAAUCUUCAUUGUUACUUCUACAGAAUUAAACUGGUAUCCAAUUGGUCCUCUUCUCCUUAAAACAAACUGCACAGAAGAGAAAUUAAGUGUUUGUCGUUUUGAACAAGGUCUUCGAGCGAUUUUAACUACAUUUCCUAACUUCAAAUGGGUCAUUAAAAUCAAUCCAAAGACAUAUCUCAAUCCUUACGCUUUGAAUUUGUUUUUAGAACAACUACCUAAAGGAUUUUCGAGGUCUAGGAUCUUGAAAUCGUCAAUUAAGACAUCAGGAAAGCAUUCUGGACUCGAUUGGAACUGCGGAUUGUUCAUGACGCGAAGAAUUGUUUAUGAAUGGUUAGAUAAGUUCGAUACUUUCAAAGAAUUGAUUAACUCUGGUGGUGGAAAUGUUGAACUCGCUACAGGACCGUUUAUUCUUACGACUUUCGAUCUGAAUCCGAAAGUUAUUGCAGAUCCAAGGUUUGUUCCUUAUUCAAAGCGAGCAGAAGACUUCGAAGACUUGAUAGAUUACAGUUUGAUCGAUCCUUGCCCUACAUCUUUCAGAUAUUACGGCUUAAACAACGAAUCAAUUUAUUUAGUUAGAAAUGCAGUGACUUGGUACUUAGAUGCUGACAUGGAUGAUAGAAGAGGCUCAAUGCUACAACUUCCUCGUUCAUCUGUCUACAAUGGAUACCUGAUUUCGCCAAAUAACUUAACUUUGUGCGCUCUUGAAAGGAAGAAACGCAAGAAACAAAAACAGAAAUAA
Messenger RNA from Trichomonas vaginalis G3, 1032 nucleotides. RefSeq lists its product as uncharacterized. Lineage: Eukaryota; Parabasalia; Trichomonadida; Trichomonadidae. The record is from RefSeq and is a predicted model, not a curated record. Bases 1 to 1032 code for a protein of 343 amino acids. The transcript has a single exon.